Choloepus didactylus (southern two-toed sloth) is the source of this 3529-nucleotide messenger RNA. It is a transcript of the gene BCL6B, whose product is annotated as BCL6B transcription repressor. Gene Ontology annotation, biological process: regulation of transcription by RNA polymerase II. Gene Ontology annotation, cellular component: nucleus. The coding region runs from base 99 to 1529 and encodes 476 amino acids. The record is from RefSeq and is a predicted model, not a curated record. Gene Ontology annotation, molecular function: protein binding; DNA-binding transcription factor activity, RNA polymerase II-specific; RNA polymerase II cis-regulatory region sequence-specific DNA binding. Lineage: Eukaryota; Metazoa; Chordata; Mammalia; Pilosa; Megalonychidae. The transcript has 9 exons.
CCGGCCAGAUAAAGGAGCCAGGGCCAAAAGGGGAGAGAGACCCCGCCCCCCUUGAGAAGAGAAGCCGCAGCCCCUGCAGGACGGGGGCCUGCGCCGCUAUGGGUUCCACUGCUACCCAGGAGGGAGCGCUGGGCUAUGUCCGCGAAUUCACUCGCCACUCCUCCGACGUGCUCGGCAAUCUGAAUGAGCUGCGCCUGCGCGGGAUACUCACUGACGUCACGCUACUGGUUGGCGGGCAACCCCUGCGCGCUCACAAGGCGGUUCUUAUCGCUUGCAGUGGCUUCUUCUAUUCAAUUUUCCGGGGCCGUGCGGGAGUGGGGGUGGACGUGCUCUCUCUGCCCCGGGGCCCCGAAGCCGGAGGCUUCGCUCCUCUUCUGGACUUCAUGUACACUUCACGCCUGCGCCUCUCUCCGGCCACUGCGCCAGCUGUCCUUGCGGCUGCCACCUACUUGCAGAUGGAACACGUGGUCCAGGCAUGCCACCGCUUCAUUCAGGCCAGCUAUGAACCUCUGGGCAUCUCCCUGCGUCCUCGGGAGGCAGAGCCCCCCACACCUCCAACGGCCCCUCCACCAGGCAGUCCUAGGUGCUCCGAAGGGCACCCAGACCCACCUACUGAGUCUCGCAGCUGCAGUCAAGCCCCCCCCAGUCCGGCCAGCCCAGACCCCAAAGCCUGCAACUGGAAAAAGUACAAGUUCAUCGUGCUAAACUCUCAGGCCUCCCAUGCAGGGAGACUGGUGGGGGAGAAGAGUUCUGGUCAACCUUGCCCCCAAGCCAUGCUCCCCAGUGGAGAUGAGGCUUCCAGUAGCAGCAGCAGCAGCAGUGAAGAAGGACCCAUUCCUGGACCCCAGAGCAGGCUUUCUCCAACUGCUGCUACUGUACAGUUUGCAUCUGGGAUUCCAGCCAAUAUCCCUCAUCUCCUUGCACCUCGGGCCCAAGAGACCACUGGAUCACUCUCUGAGCAGGCUCGGCCACCACCAGGAGGCGAGUUUUUCAGCUGCCAGAACUGUGAGGCUGCGGCUGGGUGCUCAUCCGGGCUAGACCCCUUGGCUCCUGGGGACGAGGACAAGCCCUACAAGUGUCAGCUCUGCCGGUCGGCCUUCCGCUACAAGGGCAACCUCGCCAGUCACCGCACAGUGCACACAGGGGAGAAGCCCUACCACUGCGCCAUCUGCGGAGCCCGUUUUAACCGGCCUGCUAACCUGAAAACGCACAGCCGCAUCCAUUCCGGAGAGAAGCCCUAUAAGUGCGAGACCUGCGGCUCGCGCUUUGUCCAGGUAGCGCAUCUGCGCGCGCACGUGCUGAUCCAUACAGGCGAGAAGCCCUAUCCUUGUCCCACCUGCGGGACGCGCUUCCGCCACCUACAAACCCUGAAGAGCCACGUGCGCAUCCACACCGGAGAGAAGCCUUACCACUGCGACCCCUGCGGCCUGCAUUUCCGGCACAAGAGUCAGCUGCGGCUGCAUCUGCGCCAGAAACACGGAGCUUCUACCAACACCAAAGUGCACUACCACCUUCUGGGAGGGCCCUAGCCGUGCUCCGGCCCCGGCCCCUCUCGCUUCCUGGGAUCCGGGAAAGCAGCAGGCUCGGGCCCAGGCUUGGGCGCGGGGCGCGUGCAAUGCCCCAACGGUGUAACUGCCCCCAUCUUGAUUUCGCACUGGGAAGAGCAGGGGUGGCAGGUCCUGGCUAGAUCUGCCUCUGUUUUGCUGGUCAAAACCUCUUCCCCGCGAUGAGAACUGUUUCUGAGGAAUGAGCAAGCUAAGGGCUGGGGGCGGGGAGAGCCUGGAGGCCUGGUUUCCUUAAGGGAAAAUCCCUCAACCCACAGUCCCCAUCCCAUUGAGUUUAUCUGUAAAUAUAAUUUAUUGAGGCCUCUGGUUGGCACCAGGGCCUUCAUUCUAUUGCAUUUCCCACUUCCCUCUACCACAAGUGUGAUCCAAAGUGACCUACAACACAGAAUGGGAGGUCACAGCUCUGCUGGCAGAGAUUAGCACUUGGCUCUCUCCUUUGGCUUGAGUGUUUUAUAUUAUUAUUGAUUUAACUUUCACCUUUCGACGUGCUCUUUCUCCCGUUUGUUUGCUUGUUGGGUUGCUUAAAUUGGAGAAAGGUGUUUCCUGCAUCCCCGCCCUUCCAAUUCUAGGUCUGGAACCUUUAUUUGUUCUAGGGCAGGUCUGGGAACAUACGGCAUUAUGGAAUUGGGUCAGGAACCCUCUCUGCUAUUCUGGAUAUUGUAGGUUCUCUAGCAGGCUAGAAAUGGAUCUAGACUUUUCUCUGUUCUUCAAGGGUGACAGCCUGAAAUGGAGGCCAUAAAUACCUUCUUGGAGGCUUUAAAUGUGGGGGCUAGAUUCUGUAUCACUCUACAUGGAAGCUGGUAGUCUUUCCUGCUGGGUGAUUUAGAACGUAAACUGUUUUCAUUAAUCUGGUCCCACAGGGGUUGGCUCCGCUGUGAUUCUAGACACAAAGCUAGGUUUCCAUCUCUCAUGGUAGAGCACGGCCAGGGGCUUGAGUUGAGCCUGUAAUCCUCCCACUGGGGCCUGAUCUUAGUACUGGGUUGAUCCCUCCAUGGGGGAGAAAUCGGAAAUUCCUUGUCAGAGAAGACAGUAACUUUUCAGAUUCUACCCAGUCUCUAAGAAUGCUAUGACCUAGGGGAGAAUUGCAAAACCCUUUAACUUGACUAAAUCUGAGUCAUGACCUAUCCCUUACUGCAGAGGCAGCUGGGUUUUGAACAUUCCAUGGGGCCCUCUCUACCUGCGAUGAGCCCCUUCUUCCGUGAAUGGGUUUUUGGACAUCUUCUGGCAAGUGUCCAGAUUCUAGAAACUUCUCCUUUGCCUCUCACACUCAUGGGUGUUUGGUGACAUUCUUACCUUAGAAAAGCUGGGUCUGUGACUUGGUCUUCCUGUCACUGCAUACCUGUCCAGAACCAGUGAUUGCACUAGAACCUUCCACAGGGAGGAAAAAGAGCUGAGUUCCAUUCUGGAUUUGCUGUAGUUUGGGAUUAUGAUUGGAAUUAUUGCAGGGAUUAGAGAUUUAAAAGGUUUCUUGUGACUGACUGAUUGACUGAUGGGCAAAAGGCCCCUCUAAGUCAACAGGUAUCCAGGUAGGAUUGAGAGGUUGGUUGAGGGGAGCAGUAUCUGCGUAGGCCAUGUAAGUAGGAAGUUAGGAAUGGGGUUGCCUCUUGGGGUGUCUGGAAUGUUAGAUUAGCCUUGAUUUAGAGUCCUGCCCCUUGUUGCCUUGGGGCAUGGGGUGGGGCAUAAGGAACACUUCUGAAUUUAUGGGGUGGAAUUUCCUCAAGACAAGUCAGUACUAGUGGCUGUUACUUGGCUACUCUCCUCCCUCUAUCCCUCUCACUCCCAUUGUUCCAUUGCCGACUUGAAGAAGGAGGGAGGGAAAGUAGAGGAGAAAUGUGAGAAGGAACUCUGAUUUUUACUUAGCAGAUUGGGUGGGCAGGUGGAGUGUGCCUGGGGGUGAAGGACCACGGUGGAGAUGUUAGAUCUUGCAAGACCAGAUCUUUGGAAUAAAGAAGCCUCUCAGUGUG